AUGGAAGAAAUCGGCGUGUCUUGCAUUUCAUUCUAUAUCAGUAUAAUAUAUUCCGAGUUGUGCGAUAGAGAGAUAUCACACUUUUUUGGUUUCAUUGAGCCAUCGUGGUCAUCGAGAAUUGGGACAAAUAUGGAUAAUCGGGCUGAAAUUAUCUCAGAGCGUAUCAAUAACACAGUAAUGGGUCAAACUUGGUUAAUGCCAUAUCAUUUCUUACGUCACUGGAUGUUAGUGAUCAUUGAUCCAGAUGGCCAUACAUGUUACUAUCUUGAUCCACUUAGAAAAUCUCCUCCAAAUGAUUUGAAGAACCUUAUGAACAAUGUCUCUUCACACAUUAAGCGAAAGACAGGAAGGAAUGAAAAAAAUUACAAGUGGAAAAUAGUCAAUUGCCCUCGUCAAACAUCGUCAGUAGAAUGCGGUUUUUAUAUCAUAAGGAUGAUGAAGGACUAUUGCUUGAAUGAGACACCAAUGCGAUGGCUAACUAGUAAUUGUGGUGGAAAGAAUACAGAUACACCUGGUGAAAUUAAUGAAACUCGAAAUGAAUGGGCAGCCAAGCUUCUUGAGCGGAUGAGUCAUAAUUUGGAACAUGCUGAGUUUUAUUGA
Molecule: messenger RNA, 600 nt
Organism: Humulus lupulus (European hop)
Lineage: Eukaryota; Viridiplantae; Streptophyta; Magnoliopsida; Rosales; Cannabaceae
Exons: 6
Coding region: 1-600 (199 amino acids)
Biological process (GO): proteolysis
Molecular function (GO): cysteine-type peptidase activity
Source: RefSeq, a predicted model, not a curated record